Ectocarpus siliculosus is the source of this 1482-nucleotide messenger RNA. NCBI's taxonomy places the organism in Eukaryota, Phaeophyceae, Ectocarpales, Ectocarpaceae. The record is from the annotation of a GenBank genome assembly.
GGAGUUGUGGCAUGGCGCCCGCCUUGCGCACAUGGCUACUGGCCUCUCUAGUGGUGCUUUCGGUGGGCGAUACCGAGGGAUUUGUGGCUCAGCCUGCUGUUGUCAGAAAGUGUCCUUCAACAGGCCUCGCCUCGUCAGGCACAGCUUCCGCAAGUGCCACGGCAGCUUCGGGGCAGAAAGUCCUCGACUUCGCCAUUGUGGGUGGUGGCCCUGCUGGACUUGCGGCAGCCGUGGGGUUAAAAGAAAAGGGGCUGAACGUGAAGGUCUUCGAAGCCGCCCCAAAGUUCUCUGAGAGAGGGGCAGCCGUCUUCCUCCAGUCGUUUGGGCUUGCAGAGCUCGACAAGAUCCAGCCGGGGUUGGCGGCGGAGGCUGUGGCUGCCGGUCGUGAGGUUGAAACACUUCAUCUCACCCGGCCCUCCGGCGAGACGAUCGCUAAGGUGGACAUGACUCCUAUCACCAAACUGGUGGGCUACCCGUUCAUUGGCAUUUCCCGGCACGCGUUGCAGAAGGUCCUGCUGGGCCAUCUGGAGGAUGACGAUGUUGAGCUGGGGGCGCGCCUUGAGAGACUCGAUACCGAUGAGGGGGAAGGGAUCACGGAGCUCCGCUUCCGGGGACAAAGCGAGGUCGUGCGUGCUCGGGCAGUGAUAGGAGCGGAUGGGCGAAGAUCCAUCGUGCGAAAGAAGGUCUUGGCGGCCGAAGAAAGAAACUGCGACUGGGCACUGACCUGGUGGGCCUUGGCAGAUAUCCCAGAACCUGCCACACCCAAAGGGGAGUUCCGCAUGUCCUAUUCCACGAAGCAGGCCAUCUAUUACGGCGAGGUAGAGGAAGGGGUGACCAUGUGGUCAUUCACGUGUUGGAGAGACGGUGAGAUAGAACGCGACCCGGAACUACGGGCAGGGCGGGCGCUGAAGGAGUUGGAAGGGUGGCCGGAAGAGGUGCGGAAUGUCGUCCGAAACACGCCUCCGAACAAGAUCAUCGAAGUUUACGUGGGAGACAGCCCCUUGCAAUGGACGACGUGGAGCAAGCAGCCUGGGGUUAGCUUGAUGGGCGAUGCUGCCCACUCAAUGCUUCCGACUUUGGCGAUGGGAGUGACGACAGCCCUACAGGACGCCGCAGCCCUCACCAAAUGCAUCGAUAACGCGGACACGCCGCUAAUGGAGGCGUUGAAGGAAUACGAAAACGCACGUCGAGUUCCAUCGGCCACGCUACAGUUGAUAAGCCGUGUUGCCAUGGUGUUCAUUGAAAAUGUAUUGUGCGGCUAAGAGGCCGAUUUUCUUGUGAAAUAUGAGCAACCUCGUCCCUCAGUCGUUUCGCUGGUUCACGACAAUUAUAGCUCGAUCCACCGAAACGUUUGUCCGUCUAUUCCGAGACACAUAUAGCUGGUUGCCCCGAAUAUUCAGUUGCUCACCUCGUUAAAACCAUUGUCCGGCAUGCCACCUGCUGCGGUCUGCCUGUUUGGGGGCUUCCUCUGCUCCAUAUUUA